Acanthaster planci (crown-of-thorns starfish) is the source of this 2271-nucleotide messenger RNA. RefSeq names its product glutathione hydrolase 1 proenzyme-like. Gene Ontology annotation, cellular component: plasma membrane. The record is from RefSeq and is a predicted model, not a curated record. Gene Ontology annotation, biological process: glutathione catabolic process. Lineage: Eukaryota; Metazoa; Echinodermata; Asteroidea; Valvatida; Acanthasteridae. Gene Ontology annotation, molecular function: glutathione gamma-glutamate hydrolase.
AGGUGAGAAUUAGUUGGUCACUGCUUUUGUCCAGCAAGUACAAAAAAAUCCACAUAGACUGUUGUAUAGUUCGACAGAUGGGAAACGAUUUCAACUUCAAGACAUUCUCCAACCAAGAAAACGACAAAUUAACCCUGGAGCUGACAGAAGAAGCGAACCUCAAAGGAAAAACCCAGGUUUUGAGAUGGCAAGUGGCCUUUGCCUUGCUGCUGAUAGUGGCCGUGGCUGUCAGUUUGAUUAUGGGGUUAUUGUAUUAUUACAAGGAUGGCAACGCUGUAACAGUCACUCCACAGCCAUCACAACCACCUCCACAACCAACUGGCGAGUACCAAUACGCCAAGGCUGCUGUGGCUGCUGAUGCUGGCGAGUGCUCAGAGAUCGGCCGGGAUAUGCUGGCAAAGGGAGGCACUGCUGUAGACGCUGCGAUAGCAGCGUAUCUGUGUAUUGGUCUUUAUAACUACCAGAGUACUGGCAUUGGCGGAGGCUUCAUCAUGUUAUACUACAACGCCAAGACUAGAACCACUGAAGUGUUGGAUGCAAAAGAGAAAGCGCCACUCGCUGCCUUCGAAACAAUGUACGAACAUGAGACAGAAGACGCCUCCAUUACAGGUGGCUUAGCCAUUGCAGUUCCCGGGCAGCUAGCUGGUUACUGGACCGCUCAUCAACGGUACGGUAUGCUGCCCUGGAGUGAUUUAUUUCAACCUUCGAUCAAAUUGGCCGAGGAGGGAAUAGUAGUUAGCAGAGAGCUGGCUCAUAUCAUUAAAAAGAGAGAGAUCUACAUGAAGAACGAUCCAAGUUUAGGGGAAAUAUUUCUGAACUCAAAAGGGGAGAUUUUAAAGGAAGGAGAUACACUGGUCGAUACGAAACUGGCUGACACUUACAAGAAACUAGCAGAGGGUGGAGAGAAUGCUUUCUAUAAAGGAGAUCUUGCCGAUGACAUCGUGGCCGACAUUGCCGAUAGAGGUGGUAUCAUCACAAAGGCAGAUCUAGAAAGUUAUCAAGUAAGACGGAGGGAACCUCUAAUGUUUGAAUUGGAUGGUAUGAAGGUGUACUCGCCUCCCCCACCAGGCAGUGGUGCCGUGUAUGCACUCAUAAUGAACAUUCUUGAGGGUUAUGGUAUUGGUCCAGAUAGCAUUGCUACCACUGAAGCUGAGACCUUGACAACUCAUCGUAUGAUAGAGGCCUUCAAAUUCGCUUAUGCAGGUCGAUCAUUACUUGGAGACGAAGACUACGUCGACGUCAAAGAACUUGUGGAUCUCCUUCGUCUGCAGAUUAUUGCAAAUAUGACUUCACAGUCUUAUGCAGACGCCUUACGAGCCGCUAUUGAUGACAACCAAACUAACGAUCCUUCUUACUAUACUGCCUACUACUAUCAACCUGAUGGCGGUACAUCCCACCUGUCGAUCGUUGAUACACACGGCAAUGCUGUUUCAGCUACGAGCUCCAUUAACCUUUAUUUUGGAUCCAAAGUUCGUGGCAAUCGGACAGGAAUCCUCUUCAACGAUGCCAUGGAUGAUUUCUCAAAGCCCGGAGUACCAAACUCUUUCUGCCUUCCGCCGUCUGUUUCAAACUUCAUCCGGCCAGGAAAACGACCAAUGUCCUCCAUGACACCAACCAUAAUGGUGGAUCAUGACGGUAAAAUUAAACUUGUAGUUGGCGCGUCAGGAGCUACACAUAUCACCACCGGUGUGGCGCAGGUAACCGUGGAUACAUUGUGGUAUGGUGACAGCAUAAAAAAUGCGAUCCAACGCAGGCGUUUUCAUCAUCAAUUAUUUCCAAAUAACGUCACUUAUGAAGCGGGUUUUAAUCAGGACGUCAUCGAUGGUUUGAGUGCAAAAGGCCACUAUUCCAACGAGACCAAGAGAGUCUGCGUGGUGCAAGGCAUAAUGCGAGACGCACAGGGAUUCUGGAGUGCCUACUGUGACAACCGGAAAGGAGGCUAUCCAGCUGGUAUAUAAAGUUGACUUGGCACGACGAGGCCGCGCCACAGCAACAACUUUGAUAUUGAUUGACAGAAAAAGUUGUUGGGGGUUGUUAAUCUCGGUAGAGGGAACGGCCUCUUUUGGCGAGUCCAUUGGAGCUAAUUAACGUUUAAUUUUUUUUUCGUCCAAAUGCAACGACUAUUUAUAUCGUAUCCUACCCCUGUAGUACAUGCUGAAAAACCUGCUUUAGUCACUUUACAGACAGGGCCUUCCCAGCCAGAAAUUUUUUUUAAAAAGCCAGCCGGUCUCCAGCCAGCCUCCAGCCAAUUCCCAUAGGACUGUGUGCUAA